Molecule: messenger RNA, 927 nt
Organism: Physeter macrocephalus (sperm whale)
Lineage: Eukaryota; Metazoa; Chordata; Mammalia; Artiodactyla; Physeteridae
Exons: 3
Coding region: 1-762 (253 amino acids)
Source: RefSeq, a predicted model, not a curated record
AUGGCGCACGCGCCGUUCGCCCGCCCGCCGCGGAAACGAGCCCCGGCCUGCGCAGGCCCUGCCCCCUCGGCUGAAACCCCGCCCCACACGGCACGCCCCUUCCGCCGGCGCGGGGACCCGGGGGCUCGCGACCUGGGGCUGGGACUCCUGCCGCGCGCACCACCCCCGGACCGGCCCGGGCUCCGGGCCCCCCACUCCCCGGUCCCCCUGCACCCCAAGACCCUGCCCACCUCGGGGCCCCCUGCGCGCCCCAAGAGUCCCGGGCCCCGGGACCCCUGCGCCCCGAGAGCUCCGCGCACCCCGGGACCCCCGCGCGCCCCGAGAAUCCCUGGCUUUGGGACUCCUGCGCCCCGAAACCCCUGCUCCCCAAGAGCCCCACGCCCCGGGACCCCGGCGCGCCCCGAGAGCCUGCGCACCCGGGGCCCCGUACACUCUACGCGCCCUCUGGCUGUAAGGGGCCCUGCCUGGGGCGCGCUGCCACUUGCUGAACCGACUUUGGGUGUCGCCUUUGCGAGCUGUCGUCGUUCCGGUGCCGAGACGCGCGGCCUGAGCGGUUCCCGGGACUCAUGUGCCUGUCAUCUUGCAGCGAGAGAGAAGCAGGAAGUUGGACGUGAUAAACUGUGCGUCAAGGGAGCCCAAAGGUGGACCCGCACGACGGGGGAGACCAGACCCUCCCCGGCGAACUGUGGAAGAACAGGCUCUGAAGAACCCUUGGAAAUGGAUCGCUCGUCUUUAAAAUGGAAACGUACCCUUGAGGGUUAGCUCAGAGCCAGCAGCGGCCCGGGGCCUCCUGAAGCCUGAUGUUCCAGAACCCCAGGGCCCGUCGGCACGGAGAGAGGGCACGGGCCCCAGGCCAUGGUCACCCUCCUCACCGAGAAGCUGCGGAACCAGAGCCUGGAGGACCUCGGCCGCAAGAGCUACGAUGCC